CGACUCCCAGAAGAAGUGGUGUCUACAACUUCAACUAAUUCAUUCAAGAAGGGUUAGAAAAGGAUUAUCAUAGGCUGCAAGCCUUCUAUACUCAACCAAUAAAUCUGUUAUUGGAAGGCCGCCAACUUUGACUAAAGUUCAACCUUGAGGAUAAUGGGUGGGGAGCAAGGUUUGUCAAUAUCUCCCAUCAUUGAUAAGCUGGAGGUAAAUAAGUAAACAUAAAUCUUAGAAAAAUAGACGCUUAACAUAUCAACAGUACCGGAGAUACCCGUUUAUAAGCCAACACUUAGUGAAUUCGAGGACUUUAGCAAGUGUAUUUCUGCGAUAGAAUCCCGCGGAGCUCAUCACAUAGGUAUUUGCAAAGUAAUACCGCCGUCUACUUGGAUCUGCCGACGUAAGGGAUAUGGUGAUAUUGGUGAAUAUAUUGUUGACAAGCCCAUAUUGCAAACUUCGCACGGUAGUCGAGGUAUAUUUUUGCAGGUCUGUCCUUAUUUCCAAUUGGCAAUGCUCUCAGGAUAUCUCCUCUAGAAAAAGUCUUAGUUUUAACAACUUCAAGAGUCUGGCAUUGUCUAAAACUCACUGUACCCCAAGUUUCAGGGAUUUUGAUCAUCUUGAAAGGAUGUACUGGUCAUCUAUCUUCUCCAGACGUCCGUUGUAUGGUGCAAAUGUUAGUGGGACUUUGAUGGAUGAUGAACUGAAUGUUUGGAAUAUUUCUAAACUUGAUUCAAUUCUAAGCCGUGUGUUUCAAGAAGAGGGUGUACGAAUACCAGGAGUAAAUACUCCUUAUUUGUAUUAUGGAAUGUGGAGUUCUACCUUUCCUUGGCACGUUGAAGAUGUAGAUUUGUACUCCAUAAAUUAUCUUCAUUACGGACUUCCUAAAUGGUGGUACGUCAUACCACCAGCUUUUGCACGUAAAUUUGAAGCAUUUGUUUCUGAAUACUUUCGAUCAGAAUUCCUUAAAUGCAAUUGCUUCCUAAGACAUAAAUGUGUCUUAAUCAGCCCUACUGUCCUUUUACAAGCCGGUAUUCCAACUAGAAAAAUUGUACAAUAUGAAGGUGAAUUCAUGAUUACUUUUCCAUAUGCCUACCAUUGUGGGUUUAAUACGGGUCUAAACAUAGCAGAAUCAUCAAACUUUGCGCUCGCCAGAUGGAUAGAAUAUGGAAAACAUGCCAAAAUUUGCAAAUGUUGGGAUGACACAGUGAAAAUAUGCAUGACCCGUUUGUGCGAAGAUUUCAACCAGAGCUAUUUGGUGAUUGGAAACUUGGGAAAAACCCACGACCUCAUCCUCUUGACGCAUACAUGAUUAAAGAUAUAAACCGUCUUUCUGAAGACACAAUUCAUCCAGAUUCCAAAUCCCUAAAGGCUGACCUACGUAGGGUCGCAAGUGGAAGUUCUGCUCCAGUCGAACGUCCGCCGUUCAAGUUAAAACUCCCCAGACCAGGUGAUCUUAACCUGAUUGACUUGCGGUAUUCUUCUAAACAGUUUAAAGAGGCCAAACUUCCUUAUCAUAUUGCUGCCAAUCCUCAUUUGUAUCAUUUAUGGUGUGGUAAUCCGGCUAAUGAACAGAACGAACGAACUUUCAAUAAUUUUAUUGGUAGCCAUAAACCACAUUGUGCCAUUUGCUCAUUUUUGUGGACUCCUCAGCAUAUUUCCAAACUUUUAUCUACUGAACAUCGAGAUAAAAAUUUGCCUAUGUACUCAGAUCCACACCUGCCUGAGGUUGCGUAUCAUGACUUUCACAGUUCUUCUGUACAAUUUCCACAAGCGGUGAAAAGCCGUAUAAUUAGAUGCCUUCAUUGUUCCCUAACAGUACAUACUAGAUGCUAUGGUAUCAAAGAUGAAACUCUUUUAAAUGAAGACAGUAGUGUCACAGAGAAAAUUUCUUGGAUUUGUGAUGCUUGCAAAGCAGAUGGCAAACCUACGUGUGUGUUUUGUUAUAUGCGUGGUGGAGCUAUGAAAGCUUUGAUGAAUAUAAAUAAUAGCUAUACGGGGCGACCAUACUGGGCCCAUGUAAUAUGCGCACUGGCUACUCCUGGUUGUCAUUUCAAAGACGUACCUCAAAGAUUAGCAUUUAUUUCUGAAGAUACAAUAAAAACAGCCAUUAAUUCUGCUGAACUGUAUUAUAAUGUAAGAAAUGAUCGUAAUGCAAUCUGUGAAAACAACUUUCCUAUGGAAAUGCGUCAGUCAGAUUCUACUCGUUUUGCAAAUUCAAAUAAUAUAGCCAAAAAUUUAAGGUUAGCACAUAAAAGACCACAUGACAGCAAUAGUUAUGGGGAAUGCUAUGGCAAUGGUUUGAGGGAAUGCAGUCAAACUUCCCAAGAAAGUGGAGUAUACGGAAAAAACAAAGCCAGUCAUUUCUCGCGAAAGUUAUGCCGCAAUCAAACCGUUGUCAUAUAUCCCAGUGUCGGUAGUUUGAAACUCUCAAACCGGCAUAACAAGGAUCUACUUAGUAGUGAUGAUGAUAGUGAUCAUCAUAGUCAUCAUCGAAAAACAGAUAUUACUACGAAAUCUGAAAAAAUUGCUACAUUAUUUUCUUCUAAAUGCACUGUUUGUGGAUUACCAGGAAGAGGAUUUCUCCCAUUAGCUCCAUGUUGGUAUGAUGGUUGUCCUGCUAGAUUUCAUGUGACUUGUGCUCAGAUGGCUGGGAUAGUCAUUGGUACGGAUGUGUAUCCGCGUUUCUUUUACAUCGCUUGCCGUAAACAUCCAACUAAUUAUAGUCACCCUGGUUUUCGCGAUCAGGAUUCUGUUUCACCAGGAGAUAACGUAAUGGUUCAAAGAAACAGAAACCUUAUAUUUUCACCUGCCGUGGCUAUUCGAAGAGUAACUCCUCCUUACUGUCGGAUAUCCUUCCCUGAUGGAACGUUCUCAUCUGAUACACCUCCGGAAUAUUUAACAAAUAUUGAUUGGUCCAAAGAUGGGCCACCUACAAAAGGUUCAAUUGUAAAGGUUCUUUGGGAUGAUGGAAUAGAAUAUGUAGGAACAUUUGAAGGUACUACUUCUGAACAAUGGGAAGUCCAACUGGAGUCUGGAGAAGUAAAAGUAUUCAAUCGUGAACAGUUUUAUGUACAGCCAAAGAAGAAGUGUAAACAGUCAGUCGAUUUGAAUGACGAUUCGGAUGAUAAUUCAUUACGACCGUCGUGUUCAUGACAUUUCUGCAGCCGCAUUUUGAAUAAGCGUUUGUGAAUUCACUCUGCAUUUUGUUAAUUGUAUAUGACCUAUUUUUAAACUUUCGGUUUUGUAAGUCUGACUACAUAUUUUCAAGUAAAAGUGCAUUUAUGCUGUUGUAGUGAAGUUUGUAUUUCCUAUUUGAACUGUUAUUUUUAUGAAAAAUACUGAUGUACAUGACUAAAUGUGAACCUGUUCAACAAUUCAGCUAUUUUCGUGUAGUGAAGCUCUGUUAUGUUGUCAGUUUUAGAGUAUGAAGAAGUUAUCGAUCAUUUGCUGUAUUUCGUUUAGAUUUUCAGCUCAAAUUUCCACUCUUUAUUAUGUACAUGUAAAUUUCAAGUCACCAUUGGCGAUGAUGUCAUGUUUAGGCACUCUUAGUUCUGUGCAUUCUUGAAUGUAAAUAACGUUUACCACAAAUCUCACUCAACGCACUUCGUAAUUUAUCUUAAAUGUGUAGGUAAAAUUUGAAAUGUAGCAACUAAGUUUCGCUGCUUAGUGCUGUAGGACGCUCAGGUGACGCAGUCCUCGGGAAGACUUGUUCUUAUCGUCCAUCCAUUUUGGCACUCAUCAGCAACUAGGAUCUGCACUGGGGUAACUCUCACUCUCCUCCUUUAUUUGAAACUUCAUUCAACCUCACUAACUUUAAUUAUUACUUGGAUGAUCAGAUUAUAAAUGGACGUCUAAAAGUCUCCAAUACUUAUAGAGCGAACACUUUGGAUCACAACUAUUAAGGUUAUAUUAUCCUGCAGGCUUUGACUAUUCUCCACGUCUGCUGCCGUGAGAAUUGAUAACUUUUCACAGGAUAGCAUAUAAUCUUGGCAACUACUUUAGACCAUGGACCGCUUACAAGAUAAUUCCUAGUGACAAAUUAG
Messenger RNA from Trichobilharzia regenti, 4037 nucleotides. The record is from the annotation of a GenBank genome assembly. NCBI's taxonomy places the organism in Eukaryota, Metazoa, Platyhelminthes, Trematoda, Strigeidida, Schistosomatidae.